AUAAGAGAUAUACACCGCAUUACACGUCAUCGAAUGUUUGGAAAGUUUGGGUGGAAAGUUUUGAGGUAUUGCUACAAAACUAAGAUCAUGGUUCGAGGAAGGACAGAUAUGAACUAGAGGGUUCAAAUGUUGGGAUUUAUCUUCAAAGAAAAGAAAAGUAAAAGAAAAUACCACGACUGAGAUUUAAACCCAUUUGUUUCAUGUGAUCCGUAAGUUACAUAUGCGAUAUCUGUUAAAGCAUGUUUAACAAAAUAAUACUUUAAAAGUUAAAUUAAAAACAAUAUUAAUAAUUUAAAAAAAAGAGAACAGCUAUUAAUAUUUUAUAAAAGGAAGGAAGGGAAUGUUUUAUUUAACGACGCACUCAACACAUUUUUAUAAAAGAAGAUUCACACAAAUUUGGCCUAUUCUACAAAAUGACGUUUGACAGAUAUCGGCGAUUCUGAAGCAUUGACAACAAUUCGACUUUUAACCAGAUGGACGUGGCAAAUCAUAACAACUGGAAAGUCAUAACAAGUGAUGGAAAGGCGAGACUGCGACCGAACAUCACAAAAGAACAUAUUAAGCUUGGUGUGAAGAUGAAUAUAAAAUUGUAAUUGUACGUAAGUGUUGCCAGAAGCCAACGGACACUGCUGUUAUCUGUUGUGUUGGAACAUCCUCAGAACGCAGUUGACAAGUAUUCGUGGAUAUAAUUCAUUGUUGUUGCCGAAACACAUUUGUUGUGGAUCAUAUUCCUUUGUUUUGUUCUUCAAGAAAUGAUGGAACAUUUUUAAAACAGAAACAAUAGGCUUAUUCCUUUUUUGUUUUCUUGUUCAAUAAAGGAUGGAACAUUUUUAAAACAGAAAACAAUAAGCUAUUCCAUUGUUUUCUUAUUCUAAAAAGGAUGGACAUUUUUUAAAAAGAAAACUAUAAGCUAUUCCAUUGUUUUCUUAUUCUAAAAAGGAUGGACAUUUUUUAAAAAGAAAACUAUAAGCUAUUCCAUUGUUUUCUUAUUCUAAACAGGAUGGACAUUUUUAAAACAGAAAACAAUAAGUUAUUCCAUUGUUUUCUUAUUCUAAAAAGGAUGGACAUUUUUUUGAAACAGAAAACUAUAAGCUAUUCCAUUGUUUUCUUAUUCUAAAAAGGAUGGACUUUUUUUGAAACAGAAAAUAAUAAGCUAUUCCUUUGUUUUCUUAUUCAAUGAAGGAUGGACAUUUUUAAAACAAAAAACAAUAAGCUUUUCAAUGUUUUCUUUUUCUAUGAAGGAUGGAACAUGUUUUAAACAGAAAACAAUAAACUUUACCAUAUUACUCUGCAAUAUAAAAUAACAUUUUAUUGUGAGUUAUUAAAACGGAACUAUUUUGUUAAACGUUUGGAACUGACCAAAACAAACAAUUGCAUGAUAAUAGCAGUGGGUGUCACGUCUUGUUUUUACGCUUACAUGAGUACUUUAAUUUUAUAAGCACUAUAAGGUUAAGUAGUGGAUAAUUUUAUUUAUAUGUGUUCAUAUAAAACAACACAUCCCAUGAUAUAAGAACUAUAGUAUAUCUUAAACAAUAUACGUAAUGAUCCGUGUUUAAAAAGAACGUGUCUUCGUAUAUGCUAAGAACUAGAUAUAAACCUUGGAAAAUCAAGUUUAGUUUUUACAAAUAUAUGAAUGGAUAAAACUUUCCUUGGAUAAAAUAACUGAAUCGUAAACAGUGGACAUCAUUUUUUUAAUUUUUACGCAAACAUUGAUAAAACUUUCCUAGUUAAAAUUAUCAUGUCUUAAACUGUGGACACCAAGUUUUCUUUUUCUCCUUUUUUGUGAAUAUAUGGAUAAAACUUUCAAUGAUAAAAUAACUACAUUUGCAACCAUGGACACGUUACAAUUUGCUUCCCACUUGUGUCUGGAUAGAAACACACGUUUUGACUUUGUGUGUUUCUAAUGCUAAAAGACCUACAUUUUAAGCAGUGAACUGUGCACUACCACAUGCUCUAAGGUUAGAUAGAAUUUUUCGUUAUGGAUUCUGAAACCCUCACUUCAAGUCCAGACGCGGACGGAAACGGGUACUGGGCGAGUUUUGCCAUGUCCAGCUUCUCAAAAGGUGAGAACAUGAAUGCUCACGAAGGAAUCCUGAUCGGAAAGGGGCCCCGGACCGGGGAGAAAGCCAUUGUGAAAGCAUUCAAACACCAGACUGGCACCGAGGAACUGUGCGAUCUGGAAAUACUGAAGUGCUCAACAGCUGAGAAAUUAGCAAACGUGUUUAAUGCGAAAUUUCGAAGACAUCAGAGGAUUGCUUUCUGCAAGCCCAUGAAAGCGCUGAUGGAUCGGGUUGCGUUUUUCAGCUUUUUUUCUUUGGAUAGGAAAAAACUGUCUAAAACGGAAUGGGUUCUGAUUACGAAAAACAUGAGUAAAGAUCUCCACCGGUGGAUCUCCAAGAGAGGAACACCUUGUCGUCACAUCUCAAAUACCAUGCAAGCGUUUGUGCACUUCUGCUAUGACUAUACCGGCGGCGAUUUGGUUCUGUGUGACUUCAAAGGAAUCGAGGAUGGAUUGGGAUUUGAAUUGAACACGCCGACGAUUCACUCUCAGGACGGUCGGUUUGGGGAGUUCGACCAGGGCAGUGUUGGGGUGGUGAAGGUGUUUGACAGACAUACGUGCAAUGACAUUUGUAGGAAUAUGCUGGUGCCAAAUCUAAAUCCGCGAGGCGGAUUCCAAUCGGUGCCGGUUGAUAUUCCUGUAGUGCCAAGCGCCCCCUACGAUCCAUGUCUUGGGUGGGACCCCUCCUCGCCUAUGAUUAGCUACCCCAUGCCUAUAGCUCCCCCUCCUUACGAGCUCCACCCAACAUUUACAUUUCCACAUUCUGGAAACUCAACGCAAGUACUGAACAGUUCACAAGCGAUGGCUUAUGGUAUAGGACAGAAGUGAUCUUUGCUUUGUAUGUAUAUAUAUAAUAUAAUCCGUUUGCGUCAAAAAGUAACAGAUAAAAUGUAAUGCAACGCUAUAAUGAAUAAAGUAAAAAUUCAUAUAACAAAAUAUUAUUAAAGGGACAUUCCCGAGUUUGUUGCAUUGUAAGAUGUUUCCGACUAAAAGUAGUGUCGGAAAUAGAAUAAA
Molecule: messenger RNA, 3073 nt
Organism: Gigantopelta aegis
Lineage: Eukaryota; Metazoa; Mollusca; Gastropoda; Neomphalida; Peltospiridae
Product: alpha-protein kinase vwkA-like
Exons: 1
Coding region: 1979-2887 (302 amino acids)
Biological process (GO): protein phosphorylation
Molecular function (GO): protein serine/threonine kinase activity; ATP binding
Source: RefSeq, a predicted model, not a curated record